AUGGUAUUCAAAUCACGGCAUAGUUUAAAACAAACCGGGGUUGCGGGAUACGGGCGCCUUUCUAUGUUCAUGAUGACCUGUCUGAUCAUCUCCGUAUCUGGAGUCCUCGCUGCCUACAUGUCCACAGCUCCUACCUUCAUUGCCAUGCGAUGCAUCGAAGGAGCAGGCAUCGGAGGAGCUAUUGUUACCAGCUAUGUCCUUUUGGUCGAAUAUUGUGGACUCGGUUACAGAGAAAUGGUAACUGCUCUGUACCAUGUUCCAAUAAACGUUAGCCACAUGACUCUAGCGGGUGUCUCAUACCUUAUAAGAGACAGUGAUAUAUUGCAAUUGGCUAUAUCGCUACCAGUAUUCCUUUGUCUUGCUCUAUGGUGUAUGAUAAUGGAAUCCCCAAAGUGGUUGCUUGAUGAAAAUAAAUUGGAUAAAGCAUCGGAAAUAUUGGAGAAGAUCGCCAAAUUGUGA
Spodoptera exigua (beet armyworm) is the source of this 459-nucleotide messenger RNA. The record is from the annotation of a GenBank genome assembly. NCBI's taxonomy places the organism in Eukaryota, Metazoa, Arthropoda, Insecta, Lepidoptera, Noctuidae.